Messenger RNA from Melitaea cinxia (Glanville fritillary), 4974 nucleotides. It is a transcript of the gene Girdin, whose product is annotated as girdin. Gene Ontology annotation, biological process: cytoskeleton-dependent intracellular transport; cytoplasmic microtubule organization. Gene Ontology annotation, cellular component: cytoplasm; centrosome. The record is from RefSeq and is a predicted model, not a curated record. The transcript has 7 exons. Bases 13 to 4104 code for a protein of 1363 amino acids. Gene Ontology annotation, molecular function: microtubule binding; dynein light intermediate chain binding. Lineage: Eukaryota; Metazoa; Arthropoda; Insecta; Lepidoptera; Nymphalidae.
CACUUGGUGAGAAUGGCCGCAUCUGCUUCCGAGAUCGAGGACUUCUUAAACGGACCUCUAGUUUCGUGGCUAAAAUCAUGUCUACCGGAUCCUACAAGUAUCAAGGAAUACUCCUCUCUUUUCAAUGGAGAUAUCCUACACCAUAUCUACCUCCAGAUUGACCCAGAACCUUCAUGUCACAUAACCAAGCUUAGUGGCCUUGAAGAUCAGGCGCUUAUUUUAGGGAGAGUGAAAAACUUUGAUGCAAUAGUAAAAAAUGUAAAAGCUUUGUAUGAUGAAGAAUUGGGAAUGACUCUUUUGGUGGUCCCUGAAUGUAUAUGCUUAGGAAAAGCACCUGAAACACGAGAAGGAUUGGAAAAUAUGAAACUUUUAUCUCUCUUGCUACUUGGAGCGGCGGUCCAGUGCCCGAACAAAGAGAUUUUUAUAACAAGGAUUAAAGAAUUAGAUGUCGACCUGCAACAUAACAUUGUAGAAUGCAUUAAACAGGUAACGGACAUGCAGACAGUCGUCUUAACACCAGAUGCAAUUGACCUCUUCCAAUCGCCAACAAUGUUUAAUCACAUGAGAAGGCUAGCAAAAGAAAGGGACCAUUAUUUACAAAACUGGGCAUCUCUUGUUCUUAAUGAAGGAUUAUGCGAAAAUGAAAACGAAAAUAAGAAUGGAAAAAGUCGAUCAACUCAAAAUGUUAAUCAGAAUAAUGGAGAAAGUCAACAUCUUGCAGUAGAAUUAGCAGACUGGAAAGCACGGCUAAGAAAGCAAAGACAGGAACUAGAAGAAAAAUCGGAACAAUUGUCAGAAUGUCGAGAAGAAUUAGAGCAUACCAAGUUAACACUUUCAAAAUUACGUGCUGAUAGUCAAGAGUGGUUUAAUGAAGCAAGAAAAGCAGCAGGGUAUAGAGACGAAGUAGAUGCUUUGAGAGAAAAGGCAGAGAGAUGUGACAGGUUAGAACAGGAAAUUCAACGAUAUCGCGACCGAUUAGCUGAUGCUGAAUAUUAUAAGACUAGAGUAACCGAAUUACGAGAAGAUAAUAAAGCUUUAAUGGAAACAAGGGACGCUUUAGAAGAGCAACUGCAAAGGGCUAGAAAAAGGGCCGAGCAAUGUUUAUCUCUAGAAGCAGCAAUGAUAAAAUUGAAACGAGAGGCUAAUGAUAUUGCAUUGGAAAGAGAUGCAGAUCAACAGAAAAUUCAGGAACUGAUUGAGGAAAAUAAUCAUUUGCAAUACAUAACAAAAUCUGUUUUAAGUGAAAGCAACAACAGUAACUUAGACACUGAUAAUGAAUGUGAGAAUACUUUAGAAUCGGGCGAAAAUAGUUUGUCUGAACAAUUAACAAGUAACGCACAAGCAAGAGCUUUAAAACUUGAAUUAGAAAAUAAAAGAUUACUCUCUACAAUUGACAGUCUGAGAGAACAAUCACUACUUGAGAGUAGUGACAAAGUAUUAGAAUUAGAGAAAGAAAAAAAGAGAUUAACUCUUAAAUGUGAUCAGUUACAAGAAAAUUGUAACAGGCUGAAGCAACAAAAUUCUGAACUGGAAGAAGUAUUCAAAAAUGCAUUAGAAGAAAAUAGAAAACUACAAGAUUCCUUAGAUAAUCAAAAAUCUUUUAUCGACAGGCAGGCAAUUGAUAGGGAUUCGGAGAAGAACAAACUACAAGACUUCGAAAGGCACCUGGAGUCUUUAACUAAAGACAAACAAAGAAUACAAAUGUUGUGUGAUUCAAUACAAAGAAGGGCCGAUGAUCUUGAAAAAACAUUAGAUGCCAGAACAAAAGAAUUAAAUGUCGUCAAACCUGAAGCUGAAAAAGUAACUCGUUUAAUUAUACAAACUGAAGAACUUAAAACAAAACUAACUUACAGUGAAAAAGAAACCCACAAUUUACAAAGAGAAGUUACAAAGUUAAGAGAAGCAGUUGAAGAAAAAGAUGUCACACUAGACACCAUUACUACUGAAAUAGAACUUAAAAACAAAGAAAUAGAACGAUUAACUAGGCAAUUAGAUAUUAAUCAAUCGCUAACUAGUAGACUUCAAGAUUUAGAACAAAAGACGCAAGAGUUAAAGUCAAAUAAGAAAGUAGAUGCUGAAACUAUACAAACUCUUCAAAAAGAUCUGAUCUUGGAAAAAGUUAAUUUUGAUAAGUUAAGAAAUUGUAUGGACAAAUUGGGAAUUAAUACAUCAGAGGUGUUAUCCAAGGACGCAAGUAUUGAAGAAUUGUUAGAAAAAAUUGUUGCAAAUGUAGAUCAUGAAGCAUUGAUAUCUGAAAUUAUUUCGAAAGCGAGUUUCUUUAAUGCUGUUCCAUGUAAUUGUAAUAAUAAAGAGAAGCCAGAUAUCGAUGAAAAUGUAGUGAAUCCUCAAAUUGAACAAUUGACUGCAGACUUAACCGCGUUACAAGUUUCUUUAGAAAAUUGCCAAGCAGAGAAUGCUAAGCUACAGGUGAAUGUGGCGACGCUAAAUUCGCAAAAUGGUUCUCUUAUUUCACAACAAAUGACUCUACAACUUGCCAAUAGUCAAUUGGCAGCAGAAAAAGAAGAAAUAAUUAAACAACUGGAAGUUUUGAAAGACAAACAAGAUAACCUUUUACGUGACCAAGUAGCUUUGCAAACUCUGCAUGAGCAGUUAAACACAGAAUAUGAAACGUUACUUAGUGAAAAAGAACCUGUCAAAGCAGUAAUUAAAGAUUUAAAACUUGAAAACAGGGAGUUAAAAGAAAAACUAACUACUUAUGAAAAGAAGAUAUCAGACUUUGAACUAGAGCGGGAGAACUUAAAGAUUGAGUCACGUAACUUAACAAAUUUAAGAGCUGAACAUUCUAAAUUAAAGGAAGAUUUUAGAAAUUUAUUUACUGCCAGUGAUAGAUUGAAAAAUGAAUAUAGAAAUAUGCAAGAAGAAUACAGAAAUAUUCGAAGUGAAGUAGCACAAUUAAAGUUAAGGAAUACAGAAAUUUCUGGUGAAAUUAAUACUAAAUCGGAAAUUAUUACUAGCAUGGAGUUGGAAAUGAGCAAAACAAAUCAACAUUGUGAAAUGUUGAUUCAGAUGAACAAAAGCUUAGAUGCCGAUAGAAGAUCGUUAAUGGAUCACGUUUCUCAACUUCUUACACAAUAUCACGAAUUGUUAGCACAUUCUCUAAAAGAUAAACAACACUACCACGAGGAGGAAAAGAUGUUUGCAGACAGAGUAAAUGCUUUAUGUAGACAAAAAGAAAAAUUGGAAGAAAAAAUUAUGGAACAUUAUAAAAAACUUGAUAAUUGUACACCAAAAAGACGAGGUUUUGGAGCAUCAUUCGUAAAGAGGGUACGUAAAGCCGGAACAGAUUUGAUUAACAAAGUUCCUACCAGAAGCAAUAAAAGAAUAGAUGAUGCUAAUCGUUCAAAGUCGCAAUUGACUUUAGCUGGCUCCGAAUCCGGGGAAUCUGAUCCAGGUAGUCAAGAUUUGGAAAAAUUAUCGAAAGUUUCAGACCAAGAUCAAGGAUCUUCUAAUCCAAGUGUCGAGUCACCUAGACACAGUUCUGACUUGAGUUUUAGAAGAUUUGAAGAUAACAUAAUAAAGAAAUCUGAUAACGUGGAAAUGACAGGCUCUAUUCAUAGCCUCGACCCAAUAAGAACGGGCAGCGAAGGCAAUUUUGUUCGAAGGUUGUCGGCAGCUUCAAUCCAUAGUGGGGGAGGCGACGAUGCUUUAAUUCGAGCAUCUCUACGAAGGCGACCUCAUAAAGCAGUGCAGUCUUCACACCGAAAUAGUUAUCAAGGCAUAGAGGGCGAAUCAACCUUGCCUGCAGCGUCGACUCCAUCUCCAGUAUUCGGAACUGCCGGAACACGUCGUACAGUAUAUUUAGCCGAUGAUAAUCCAGAUGUCACUAUAAACAACAAACCUCAAAGUACUCCUGUCAAGGAAAAUCCAACUUACUUGGUUUACAAUAGAAUUUCAACAGUUAUUGGUGAUGGAGCUUGUCAGAGUAACAGCGAUAGGUCAAUGGAGCAUCAUCAACCUCGGUCUAUGGAAGAAAAUAUGUCAGAGCGAGAAGAUUUGAGAAACGAUAAACGGACAGUAAGUCGUAAUGAAAAGACCGACAACUCUAAAGAAACAGCUAUUUGGUAUGAAUACGGGUGUGUAUAAUGUUUUCAUUACAUACAUAAGUAUAGAAAUAAAUUACAUAAGACAAAAAUAGUUGUGUGAUGUAAUGGAUAGACUGAUGGAAAGCCUUGAGUAACAAAAAGAUUGUGAUUGAGUAAUAUUUGGCCUUAGUACAUAUAAAUGGAUCAUAAUUAUUAAAUAGCAGUAUUAAUUCGGCAUUUAUUUUAAACAAUUCAAUAAUGUAUGUUGAUGGUAAAGACAUAAUUUUAUCUUUUUCAAUUUAUAUAAUAUGUUAAUUGUGCAGUUUUAUUUUUAUUUAUUAUUUACACGACAUAGUAAUUUUGAGGCUAAAGUAUACAUUUUUUAUGGGUUUAUGUGUGAUUGUAAUGUGAUCAAAUGCGUAAUAUUGAGAGAUAUAAUUUUAUAUGAAUUAUCUGUGACAUAGUAUCACAUUGAGGAUUGCCUUGCCAGUGAUCUGUGACAAUAUAAUAAAAUUGCACAUAGCCGCAAUCUUUCAGUGAAAUAAUUUUUUGAACUUAUUACUCAGUAUUUAAAUUAGACAUAAUUUGUGAUUUAUUCUGAGAUUUUUUAUAAGAAACCAGACAUAUUUUAUGCAUUAUUUUAAUGAUUUUUAACGAGUGUUCACAGACAAAAAUAUGAAUCCCAGUUUACCUUUAAGUAAAUUUAUUAUUCUUAAGUAAAAGUUAAAUGUCUUUAGUUGCUCUAGCUAAUAUAACAUAAUGAUAUUUUCGAAUUACUAACAUAUUAAACAUUAUGUGAUAAUGUAAAACAUAAUGCAUUUAUUCUAUACUAUUGCAGUUAUAAUCACAAUUGAAUUAGUAUCAAUUUAGGAAGUAUAAGACAAAACAAUAUCCACUGAGUAGGUCAAAUAUAUCACAUUUUAGUACAAAA